This is a messenger RNA of Haliotis rufescens (red abalone), 1879 nucleotides long. Its product is annotated as DPY30 domain-containing protein 1-like. The coding region runs from base 155 to 733 and encodes 192 amino acids. The record is from RefSeq and is a predicted model, not a curated record. Gene Ontology annotation, cellular component: Set1C/COMPASS complex. The transcript has 5 exons. Lineage: Eukaryota; Metazoa; Mollusca; Gastropoda; Lepetellida; Haliotidae.
CGACGUCACGUGACCGUAGCUAAGGAAGCGAUUACCGGUUUCGAUAACGAGGCUGGGAGAAAAUAGUGUGACAUUUUAGAUUUUAACAUCUCUUUGUUAACACAUAUUGUAACAUUUCUGGGACGUAAUACGAUAAAGGCAAAAAGUCGUUACCAUGGCAAUGGAAGCAGCCUACCUGAAGAAGCAUGUUGGGGAUUGUUUGGUGACAUGUCUCACAGAGGUAGCUGAGAAGCGACCUGCUGACCCCAUAGAAUACAUCGCACAUUGGCUGUAUAAACAGAUAGAGAACGAGCGACUUCACAAGAAGGAAGGAGAAGACGCAGAUGAGUUGGUGAAAGAGAAGGAGGUGUUUGAAGUAGAGCUGAAGAGACAGGAGGUGAUGAAAGAGGAAGCAAAGAAGCUCAGCCAGGAGGAAGCCGCAAAGAAGAAGGCGGAAGAGGAAGAACAGGCUAAGGAGGCAGCAUCAGACUCUAAACUCCCCACACUGUUGGAGAAGGAAGAACCAGUUGUUGCGGAAACACCUGCAGCUCCUGUUGCUGAAGGAACUGAGGCCAAACAGGAAGAGGGACAAACCGAAACAGAGGAAACCCAGGAAGAGGGGGAGAAGACAGGAGAAGAGACAACGGGGGAGGGAGAGACCGAGACCCAGGGGGACACAGAGACCCAGGGGGAGACUGAGACCCCAAGAGAAACCGAGACCCAGGGAGAGGGGGAGACAGCCGGGGAGUCCUAGACUCUGCUUGUGUGUGAAUAUGUGUGUAAGCUGUGCAAGUUGUAUAGAGUGUGUCCAGUCAUAUUCAAUGCAUGUGUGUGAUGUAAAGGCUCAUAAUCAAAUGUUUCAGGACUCACAAGUUUCCGAUGUAAAUCGUCAGAUUUAAUGAUUUCAGUCUUUUUUAAAUUGACAAAUUUUAAUUUAUCCUGAUUCCAAGUAAUAUUUAAUGCCCACUUUUAUUCAUGUGCAAAUUUCAAUGUUAUGAUAACAUAUUUUGUCAUGUAAAUGUCUGUCCUGUCCAUUAUUGAAAACUUAGUGUUAAGAGCCUUGAGUUUUAUAAGAAGUAUUUGGUGCUUCCAAAGUCGACAACACAAUCUGCUGAGUUGGUUAAUAUACUAACUAUGUUCUAAGAUUCAGGGUUCUAGUCUACUAACAAAUAUUUUUGUAUUUGUGUUUUCAAGAUAAUCAAAUUCGAAUACAUAUCAAAUCCAAACAUUCCCAGACCAGCAUUUCCAGUAUGUUCCUGUCUGUCUAUUCCCUUGUUGUGUGUCAAGUACAUCAAGUUAUUUAUUUCAUUCUGUGAUUGUGCUAUUGUCAAUAUAUUUAUGUCACUUUUGACAAGGGAGAUUUAACCGGUAUUUUAGAUUUUAAAUUAGGGGCUUUUAUUCAUGACAGUUGAGUGAAACCUCGUUAAUCUGGACCCUGGUAAUCUGGAACCCUUGUAAUCUGGAACCCUGCCUACCAGACCACCUUGUUAGGAACAUCUAUUGAUAUCCAAGGUAACUCCGUACCAAUGAUUUGGUAAUCUGGAUUUGGAAGGGUACCAUCCUGAUUAGCGAGGUUUCACUGUAUUCUCUUUAUAGAUGAGUUGACAAUAAAAUAACAGUCUCACAUGGAAGAAAACUGAUUUUAUUUCAAUUUGGUCUCAAGUGUCUCAAGAUAUUUUGUUUUUUUGAACAGGAAUGCUAAUUGUAUAUUUUAUAAUAUUUUUAAAGUUUAUGCAAGUUUAUCAAGAUUAUUUGAUUUGUAAUAUUGGAGGACUGAAAUGUCAAAACAAUCAUUUCAUAACUCUGAACAAUUUGAAUACUCAGGUAUUCUGAAUAUAUCAUUUAUUUGCAUUGCUGGUACAAUUAUUUAUUUGAAAGAAUAAAAUACAGUCAUAAAUGA